This is a messenger RNA of Oncorhynchus masou masou (cherry salmon), 6511 nucleotides long. It is a transcript of the gene grhl2b, whose product is annotated as grainyhead-like transcription factor 2b. Gene Ontology annotation, biological process: brain development; neural tube development; regulation of transcription by RNA polymerase II. The transcript has 16 exons. Bases 364 to 2244 code for a protein of 626 amino acids. Gene Ontology annotation, molecular function: DNA-binding transcription activator activity, RNA polymerase II-specific; RNA polymerase II cis-regulatory region sequence-specific DNA binding. Lineage: Eukaryota; Metazoa; Chordata; Actinopteri; Salmoniformes; Salmonidae. Gene Ontology annotation, cellular component: nucleus. The record is from RefSeq and is a predicted model, not a curated record.
AAAUACCUUACACUGAAAGAAUUCCAACAAAGUUGACUCAUUCCUAUUUAGCAAAGCGAGGUAAAUAUAGUCUUUUUUUAUAACGAGGAUUUAUUAUUCCUUUCAUGUACUGACUAUUGUAUAGGAGACCAUUGAUUAGCCGCUCUGUAUUGGCACAAAGCACACAGAGGUGCAGCGUCCAGUGAAGCCUAACUGCCUGGUAGAAAGGAAGGGACUGUCUGUGUGAAACAAGCAGGGUAGGAAAAGUCGACUUACCUGUAACCCAGGUUCUGGCAUCCCUCACCAACUCUGCCUCACUCUAGUAGUACCUGCUCCGACUUGAAAGUCCAGUUUCACAAGGAAGAAUCGUGGAGGAAGAAAAAUAUGUCACAGGAGACGGACAAUAAGCGGCUGGUGGUGGUGGUACCCAAUGAGACGUCCUUCCAAGGGCGGCGUGCAUACACCAGCGAGGAUGAGGCAUGGCGGUCCUACUUGGAGAACCCUCUGACUGCAGCCACUAAGGCCAUGAUGAGUAUCAAUGGAGACGAGGACUCUGCUGCAGCCCUGGGACUGCUCUACGACUAUUACAAGGUUCCUAAAGAAAAGAGACUGUUGCCCAUCGCCAAAGUGAUUGAAGUUUCAGAGGAGCAGGAAAAGAGGGGAGGCUCGGGGACCAGCAUCAAUGGCCAGCAGGGUGACAACAUAGAGAUGGUGGACAACCGAGUCCAGGUGCUGAAGUCUGUCCCGGUCAACCUGUCGCUCAACACUGACCACCUGGACAAGAGAGUAAACAUGUCCCUCAACACUGACCACCUGGACAAGAGGGAGGAGUACGGGGUGGGGACGGGUGAUGGACCUGGGGCUAUUGCCUUGGUGAAGGCAGAGAUGUUUGCCCCGGUGUUCAUGGGUCCUGGGGUUGGGACGGGGGUGCACUACCGAGUAGAGGGCGAGGAGCAGGAGUCAAGGGUUGUCUAUGAACAGAUGAGUCCGUAUGUAUCCGAUGUGUCAAUAGUUAGUCACGGAGGAUAUGUUAAGGAGGACCAGCGCAGCACGCCUGAUGACAGCCCGUAUGAAGAGGAGAGCGAUGUGAAAUACCACACACCGAAGUCUAUAGCACAGGAAGAGUUUAUCUUCGACCAACAAGUAGUGGAUACGUUUCAGUACAAGCUGGAAGCCACCAGGUCACUGCGUGUGAAGCAGGGGGAGGGGCCCAUGACGUACCUGAACAAGGGCCAGUUCUACGCUGUGACGCUCAGCGAGCUGGGAGCUAACAAACGCCUGAGACAUCCAAUCAGCAAAGUCAGGAGUGUCAUCAUGGUGGUGUUCAGUGAAGACAAGAACAGAGACGAACAGCUGAAGUACUGGAAGUACUGGCACUCCCGCCAACACACUGCUAAACAGAGAGUACUAGACAUAGCGGACUAUAAGGAGAGCUUCAACACCAUCGGUAACAUUGAGGAGAUAGCCUACAACGCUGUCUCCUUCACCUGGGAUGUGAACGAAGAGGCCAAGAUCUUUAUCACAGUGAACUGUCUAAGUACAGACUUCUCGUCUCAGAAGGGGGUGAAGGGUCUUCCUCUGAUGAUCCAGAUUGACACAUACAGCUACAACAACCGCAGCAACAAGCCACUGCACAGAGCCUACUCUCAGAUCAAGGUGUUCUGUGACAAGGGAGCUGAGAGGAAGAUCAGAGAUGAGGAAAGGAAACAGAACCGCAGGAAGACUAAAGGGAAGGAUGGAGGACUAGGGGUGAUAACUCUCCCUAAGAAGCCUGACACCACCUUCUUCAAGACCAUGACUGACCUGGAGGCCCAGCCUGUACUCUUCAUCCCUGAUGUCCACUUUGGAAACCUGCAGAGGGCUGGACAGGUAUUUGCCUUUAACACAGAAGAGAUUGAGAGAGGAGGGAGUGUGUUGGUUAAGAGGAUGUUCAGACCGUCAGAGGAUGACCUCUCACCUCCUUCCCACAAACAGAUCAAAGAGGAAACACACAAGAGAGUCCUGCUGUAUGUGAGGAAGGAGUCGGAUGAGGUGUUUGAUGCUCUGAUGCUCAAGUCUCCAACCCUGAGAGGCCUGAUGGAAGCAAUAUCAGAGAAGUAUGGAGUUCCCACUGAGAGGAUAGCCAAGAUCUACAAGAAAAGCAAAAAAGGGAUCCUGGUGAACAUGGACGACAACAUCAUAGAGCAUUACUCUAAUGAAGACACCUUCAUCCUAAGCAUAGAGAGCUAUUCUGACGCCUACAAGGUCACACUCACCGAAAUAUGAUGUCUGAAGGACUCUAGGUCUAGGGCCGGGGGGGACAGUACAGAGGGACAGGACAGUACAGGACGACAGGACAGUACAGGAGGACAGGACAGUACAGGAGGACUGAGUGUAGGGUCGGGGGGACAGGACAGUACAGGAGGACUGAGUGUGGGGUCGGGGGGACAGGACAGUACAGGAGGACUGAGUGUAGGGUCGGGGGGACAGGACAGUACAGGAGGACUGAGUGUGGGGUCGGGGGACAGGACAGUACAGGAGGACUGAGUGUAGGGUCGGGGAACAGGACAGUACAGGAGGACUGAGUGUAGGGUCGGGGGGACAGGACAGUACAGGAGGACUGAGUGUAGGGUCGGGGGGACAGGACAGUACAGGAGGACUGAGUGUGUGGUCGGGGGGACAGGACACUACAGGAGGACUGAGUGUGGGGCCGGGGGGACAGGACACUACAGGAGGACUGAGUGUAGGGUCGGGGGGACAGGACAGUACAGGAGGACUGAGUGUAGUGUCGGGGGGACAGGACAGUACAGGAGGACUGAGUGUGGGGCCUACGAGGGACCGGGACCAGAAGCACCGGUUCCAAUACAAGAGCCAAUGCCGUUUAACAAAUCCAGGCGUUUACAUUUGUUGGAUGACAUGAAAAUAGAGCUCUUUGGCCAGACAUCGAAAUGAGAAUGUAUGAGCUGAAAAUAACCUCAUACCUACUGGAAAGUAUGGUGGUGGAUCUUUGAUGUUUAGGGGCUAUUUACCUUCCACUGGUCCUGGAGCCCUUGUUAAGGUCAACAGCAUCAUGAACUUUACCCAGUACAAGGACAUUUUAGCCAAAAAACCUGGUUAGCUCUGUCAGGAGGCUGAAACUUGGCCGCAAGAGGAUCUUCCAGCAAGACAAAAACCUCAAGCUCACAAAAUACACAAAGAAAUUGUUAAUUGGCCACAAAAUCAACAGCAAUGGACAUCUUAGUCUCCAGACUUGAAACCCACUGAAAACCUAUGGUUUGAUUUGAAGGGGGCCGUCCAUAAACCCAUUCAAACAAUAUCAAGGAUCUGGAAGGAUUCUCUAAAGAGGAAUGGUCUCAGAUCCCUCCCAAUGUGUUCUCCAACAUAAAACAUUUUAGAAAAAGGCUCAGGGCUGUUAUCCUCACAAGGCUGGGUAUUGAAUGCAAGCUCUAGCCAUAGGCGACAUACAUACAGAGUACACAAUAAUACAGACAUAGUACUCAACACUGCAGACAUAGUACUCAACAGAGUACACAACCCUACAGACAGAGUACACAACCCUACAGACAGAGUACUCAACCCUACAGACAGAGUACUCAACCCUACAGACAGAGUACUCAACACUACAGACAGAGUACUCAACACUACAGUCAGAGUACUCAACACUACAGACAGAUGGAAUAUGAACCGAUCUCUUCACAGCCUACAUGAUAUAGUUAUAGUGUGUUAGUCCCUCAAUGGAACAGGUUAACAUGUAGAAUCCUUGGAUGCUGAGUGUAGGGAUGUUUUAUCUGUUACUUAAACCUGUCAGACCCCAAUCUAAUGAGCUUUAACUGUCAAUAUAAUUAAUAAUUAAUUAAUUAAUAAUUAUUUUGCUGUUGUAUGUUGAGCAUGUAUAGUUUUACAUGGUUUUGCUAAAUGACCAUGGAUAGUUGAUAAAAGGGGUAUUUACAUUUACAUGUUAGUCAUUUAGCAGAUGCUCUUAUCCAGAGAGACGUACAGUUAGUGCUUUUUUUUACACAUUUUUUUACACCAUUUUAAAGAUAAACUUCUCGUUAAUCCAACCACAGUGUCCGAUUUCAAAAAGGCUUUUCGGCAAAAAUUUAAUAAUCUGAGAACAGCAUUCAGCCACAAAUGCAAGCCAUACCCGCCAAAUUGUGGAGUCAACAAAAGUUGUAAAUAGCAUUGUAAAUCUUCACUUACCUUUGCUGAUCUUCGUUGGAAUGCACUCCCAGGACUCCCACUUCCACAAGAAAUGUUUGUUUUGUUUGAUUACGUCCAUAUUUAUGUCCAAAUACCUCAGUUUUGUUCGCUCGUUUAGUUCACUAUUCCAAAGGCACAAUGCCGAGCGCAAAAUCCAGAAAAGUCAAAAGAGUUUCAUUACAGUUUAUGGAAACAUGUCAAUCGAUGUUUAGAAUCAAUCUUUAGGGUCUUUUCAUAAUUAAUCUUCAAUAAUAUUCCAACCGGACAAUAGCGUAUUCAUGACAGAGGAAAAAGAAGGCACGGCAUGGUGACCGUGCAGUGAACAACUGAUUGGCCUCAGCCUAGUCCACUUGUUGAAACAGCUCUUAUUUGACCACCUUCCACAAUAGCAGCCUGAAACAACUUUCUAAAGACUGUUGACAUUCGCUGGAAGCCUUGGGAAGUGCAAUCUGGCCCCAUAGGCACAGCGUAUUGGAUAGGCAAUCACUUAAAUGAAACUACAAACCUCAGAUUUCCCACUUCCUGGUUGGAUUUGUCUCAGGUUUUCGCCUACCAUAUGAGUUCUGUUAUACUCACAGACAUUAUUCAAACAGUUUUAGAAACCUCAGAGUGUUUUCUAUCAAAUACUACUAAUAAAAUGCAUAUAUUAGCAUCUGGGACAGAGUAGCAGGCAAUUUACUCUGGGCACCUUAUUCAUCCAAGCUACUCAAUACUGCCCCCUGUCACCAAGAAGUUUUAAGAUAGCUCGUUGGGGCAACUGUAUAUAUUUUUUUAUUUUUUUUAUUUUACCUUUAUUUUACUAGGCAAGUCAGUUAAGAACAAAUUCUUAUUUUCACAGUCAUAUCACAGUCAUAGUAAGUCCAGAGUCAGAGCUUGAACGUGGGGGAAAAGUCAAGUGCGAGUGUUUGUUCAUGAAAGGCAUUUUUUUAUUCAGUGUAUUGUAAUGUUGUAUAUACAUUUAAGAAAAUAUAAGUAUACUGAAUAAAAAUAUAAAUGCAACAUGCAACAAUUUCAAAUAUGUUAAUGAGUUACAGUUCAAAUAAGGUUAUCAGGAAAUUGAAAUAAAUAAAUUAGGCCCUAAUCUAUGGAUUUCACGUGGCUGGGCAGGGGUGUAGCUGCCUUAAUUUUGUUGGACCCCAGGAAGAGUAGGUGCUGUCUUGGCAGGAACUAAUGGGGAUCCAUAAUAAAUACAAAUACAGCUCCCAGGCUCACCCACUGGGGAGCUAGGCCAAGCCAAUCUGAAUGACUUUUCCCCCACAAAAGGGUUUUAUUACAGACAGAACUCCUCAGUUUCAUCAGCUGUGGCUGGUCUCAGAUUAUCCCGCAGGUGAAGAAGCCGGAUAUGGAGGGCCUGGGCUGGCGGUUGGUUUGAUGUACUGCCAAAUGCUCUAAAACGACUUAUGGAAAAGAAAUGAACAUUCAAUUCUCUGGCAACAGCUCUGGUGGACAUUCCUGCAGUCAGCGUGCACACUCCUUCAAAACUUUAGACAUCUGUGGCAUUGUGUUGUGUCACAAAACGGCACAUUUUAGAGUGGCCUUUUAUUGUCCCCAGCACAAAGUGCACCUGUGUAAUUAUCAUGCUGUUUAUUCAUCUACUUGAUAUGCCACACCUGUCAGAUGGAUGGAUUAUCUUGGCAAAGGACAAAUGCUCACUAACAGAAAUCAGCUUUUUGUGGAUAUGGAAUAAUUUCUGGGAUCUUUAAUUUCAGUUCAUGAAACAUGGGACCAACAACUACAUGUUGUGUUUUAUAUUUUUGUUCAGUGUAUUGUUCAGUAUAUUGUUCAGUGUAUUUAGUCAUGAAAGGUGUAUUCAGUGUAUUGUACUGUUGUAUAUAAAUAUAAGUAUUUAGUUCGAGACUAGAGGUGGGCAGCUACAGAUGGUCAUUAUGGACCAUGUGUCAAAUGCAGCCUGAAAUAAAGUCUGUUUGUGCUAACAUUCCACUCCUAACUAGUCCCAUUUGGCAUGUGAAAUGGUCCUUGGUUUCAACUGUACUGUGGCUACAUGACUUCCCUGUAUGGUGGUGAAAUGUUAUGCUUCAUACAGUCAUCUGUGUUCAUAUUGUUUCUGUUCUGCUAUCUUAUUUAUUGUGUUUCUCAGUGAUUAGUGACACCUCUCAUUGAAAGCCUCCUUUGAGUACUUAUUACUGCAUUGGUCUUUAUUAUUAUUCUUCCUGUAAACUAUUCUGUUUUAUAACAGCCACAAUAAGCAACAUGUUUAAUGUUAGCAAUGCUUUAUUAUAUGAUCGUCCAUCAGCCAAAACGUCAGUACUUCCAGGGGUGAAGAUGGACACUUGUUGGUUGUUUGGAACGUACUUACAGUAUGUUGACAAUUGAAUAAAAAUGUGAAGAAAUA